This is a messenger RNA of Cooperia oncophora, 1047 nucleotides long. NCBI's taxonomy places the organism in Eukaryota, Metazoa, Nematoda, Chromadorea, Rhabditida, Trichostrongylidae. The record is from the annotation of a GenBank genome assembly.
AUGCUCUGUGAAGGAUCUACAGACAUGAGGGACAGAAUGGGCGAUGCUCUUGCCAUCCAGAGAGUUGUUGAAUCAGCUGACGACUGUGCCAUGAAUUGCAAACUACUGGCUUCAUUCGCUCAGGAGGCGUGGGGUCGUGCAGCUCUUCGUGAAUCAGGUGCACUCGAUUUCCUGAUCAACCGUUUAUCAACAACACCAUUCAGUUCCUGUGACCGACUCGCUAUCGUGCAACCGCUUCGUCAUUUUGUGCACGAUACAAAUGGAAUGGCUUAUCUGGUCCGUAAUCGUAUGUUCAUCAAUACAGUUGUGAAGGAUGUUCAAGAGUUCUUGGCCGAAUUCAAGGUGGAAUGUGCGCCGGAGGUUAUUAUCGAUGAGAAUUUAUACCGCCCCGACAGUCCACUACUCAUGGAGAUCGAGUCCGGUCUCCAGAAGAAAAGUGAUCGCGAGGAGUCUUCUCGUCUUUACAAGGACUACUCAUUUCUUUGGGGUUAUACCACUCCGUCACCAACUUAUUCAUCAUGGAGUUCUCCUUUGUACAGUCCGCCAUCGAGCGGUGCUGGAAGUCCUACUUCGGCCUUCAGUAUCAGUCCACUGGCAAGCCCUAACUCGAGCUAUAGUCGCCUGAGCGAUUUCGGAUCGGAUGUUGAUGAAGGGGAAACAUCGAGAAGUCACGGAGAUUCCCGCUGUGAGCCUUUAGCCAAACCAACCAGUGGUAACUUAGUAGCAGAAAAGGUAAUUGAGAGUGAACUGUGGCUACUCACCUGGCAGGCUCAGGAAGACGCGAAUCUACCGUACCUCGGUCGAGAAGACGUUGUGAAUACUAUACUUUCUUACCUGUCGCUCGCCCCGUCGCCCGAUUACCGUAUCGGGCGAGUUCUACGUCGACUGGCCUCCUCCCGCUUGUCCAUCGACUCUCUUCUCACUAUGCAGUUUCACACACGUGUUUUGCAUACGCUGUGUAUGGUCCCUUGUAGAGUAGUCCGUUACGCUAAGCGAUGCGGUCGAUGCGAAAGGGCUGCGGAAUUCGGAAUUGAAGUGUUGAGGUAG